Nelumbo nucifera (sacred lotus) is the source of this 1925-nucleotide messenger RNA. RefSeq names its product cytokinin dehydrogenase 3-like. Gene Ontology annotation, biological process: cytokinin metabolic process. Lineage: Eukaryota; Viridiplantae; Streptophyta; Magnoliopsida; Proteales; Nelumbonaceae. Gene Ontology annotation, molecular function: FAD binding; cytokinin dehydrogenase activity. The record is from RefSeq and is a predicted model, not a curated record.
CCACUACCACCACCACCACCACCUUACUUAUCUCCUCUCUCUCUUCUCCCUCUUUGUCUCUCUUCCUCGAUAUCUCUUCCCACAGACACAGGCACGCAUCACUUAAUUAGUUACUCUGUCAUGGAUAAGAGUACUGGUUCAAUUCCAUUCUCUUUCGUUCUGCUAUUUGUUUUGAGCCGUUUAAUGUCGAUCAUAGGGAAACGAAGGCCCUGGACUAGUUUACUGCCACCAGAGCUUCUGUCUCUCGACCUCGCCACUCGGCUUCAUAUCGACCCUGCGGCAAUUAGUUUGGCGUCCACUGAUUUUGGUAAACUUACCCGAGUCAUUCCAGCUGCUGUUCUCUAUCCCUUGUCUCCGGACGAUAUUGUGGCACUGAUAAGAUUCUCCUUUAGUUCUUCGGUUCCUUUCAGCAUAGCUGCCAGGGGCAGGGGUCACUCUGUCCGUGGGCAAGCCAUGGCACACAAUGGUGUAGUUGUGGACAUGAGAUCUUUGAACAACGAUAGCAACGGCAAUCGGAUUAAUGUUGCUCGGAGCUCGUCGUUGGGUUGGUACGCCGACGUUGGCGGCGAGCAGCUUUGGAUCGAUGUGUUGCUUGCCACCCUCGAGCAUGGUCUUGCACCAAGAUCGUGGACCGAUUAUUUGUAUCUCACAGUGGGAGGGACCCUCUCUAAUGCCGGUAUAAGUGGGCAAUCCUUUCGCCAUGGCCCCCAGAUCAGCAAUGUGUUCGAGAUGGACGUCAUUACUGGAAGAGGAGAGCUAGUGAGAUGCUCCAGAAACACAAACUCAGAGCUAUUUUAUGCAGUACUGGGGGGUCUUGGCCAGUUUGGGAUCAUCACUAGAGCAAGGAUAGCCUUGGAGCUGGCCCCAACCAAGGUGAGGUGGGUACGCAUGCUGUAUCAUGAUUUCUCUGCUUUCACAAGAGACCAAGAACAUCUGAUCUCAAUCCAUGGAGGUAUUAAGGGGCUGGAUUAUGUGGAAGGUUCUCUGGUUAUGCCCCAAAGUCCUGCUAAUAAUUGGAGGUCUUCCUUCUUCUCCUCGGCCGACCAUUCCAGAAUAGCUUCCUUAGCAAACCAAUAUGGCAUCCUUUACAGCUUAGAAGUAGCAAAGUACUACGAUGAUCUCACUGCGGAUGGGGUUGAUGGGGAACUAGAAUCCUUACUCAAAGGGUUGAGCUUUAUUCCUGGAUUGAUCUUCGCAAAAGAUGUUUCCUACGUGGAUUUCUUAAACAGAGUUCGGAGCGGAGAAUUAAAGCUUCAAUCACAGGGACUGUGGGAUGUUCCUCAUCCAUGGCUUAAUCUCUUUGUGCCCAGAUCUCGAAUCUUCGACUUCGACUCCGGUGUUUUCAGGGGCAUCCUUAAAAAACAAAAUAAGACUUCUGGGCCUAUCCUUGUCUAUCCCAUGAAUCGAAGCAAGUGGGAUGAUAGGAUGUCUGCAGUGAUUCCAGACGACGUCGACGAUAUCUUCUAUUCAGUGGGACUUCUGCAAUCAAGUGGGAUGCAUGACUGGGAAUAUCUGGAGAAUCAAAACAAAGAGAUAUUAAUGUUUUGUGAGAAGGCUGGCAUCAAGGUUAAGCAAUAUCUUCCUCACUACAGAAGUAAGGCAGAGUGGGUCAAUCACUUGGGGCCUAAAUGGGAAACUUUCAAAGCCUGGAAAAACAAAUUCGACCCCAAAGCAAUACUGUCGCCUGGGCAAAGAAUUUUCACUCCCUAGAGAGUAGAGAUGAGAGAUUGUAUGUGCUCUCCCUGGAGAUCUUGGAGAGUACGACUACAAGAAGAUAUAUAUAUAUAUAUAGCUGAAGAUCCCAUAUAUAUUCAUGUCAUUAAUUAACAUUUAUGUGUAUUAAUGAAGAUGGUGGUACAGCAAAAUGAUUUUAGUUAUUAGAAAAAAUAUCAUUAUUUUCUCGCUCUGGAGGGGGAAACUGAAGA